AUGACAGUGCUGGCUCUGCCGCAGAAGCGGGCUUUACGAAUUGCAGUUGUAGCAGGCUGCAUAUUCGUUCUGAUUCUGCUCAGCCAUGUCUUCUACGCGCCAAUCACGCCGACGGGCAUCAAAGGCCAGAUUAGAUCCACAGCUUCACGCUUGAGAGCCAGGCCGCAGUACGACCCAAAGAAGCUGCACAUGCUGAUACCAGCGACAAGUACGAAUCAUCAUCUAUGCCAACUCAUGACCUCCGCUGUGGUACUUGGCUACCCUGCUCCCAUCCUACUCAAUUGGGGCGGCGUGGAAGAUGCGGACGACUACGUGCAGCAUCUCCAGAAGGUCGAGGUCGUGCUCAGCUACGUCGAAUCUUUGCCCGAGGAGCAGCAAGAUGAAUUAGUGUUCAUGAUGGAUGGCUUCGAUGCGUGGUUCCAACUACCAGCGGACAUCAUGAUCAAGCGGUAUUAUGACGUCCUCGAUUUCGCUCAUCAGCAGAACGUGGAAAUGUACGGUGCCGAUGGGGUCGAGCGACACGACAUCCGCGAUACAGUCCUGUUUGGGCCGGACAAGCUCUGUUGGCCGGAAGACCCAAAUCGUGCUGCGUGUUGGGUAGUGCCCGAGUCUUGGAUGCCUGAGCAAGGUUUCGGGCCGGACACUGAUCACGGUAUUCACGAUCAUAAUCGAGCACGGUGGCUCAACUCAGGGACAAUCUUGGGGCCAGCAAGAGAAGUGAGGGAGGUAUUCGCUGCAACACUGGCUAAGAUCCACGAUCACCACACGACGGACUCGGAUCAGUUCUAUUUCUCGAACGUCUGGGCGGAUCAGAGCUAUGCACGGCGACUGGUCGGGCUGGAGUAUGACCGCUCACGAGGCAUCAACGUUUCUGAGACAGAAGCAAAACUACUCCCACCUCCACCUCCUCCGCCACCUCCGCCACCAGAGGUCCCUGAGGGCGAAGAGCCUCCGGAGCCUCCACCGCCUCCACCGCCUGGCCUUGAGAUACCCGAGCUGAAAGAAGGCAAGAGCUACGAACUUCACAUUGGUCUUGACUUUUCCUCCGACAUCUGGCAAACCAUCGCUUACUACGAGGACUACAUGACAUGGGUCCAACACAACUAUUCGAGCCGCUAUACCCUCUCCGACGCCGCGACAAUCAACCCGAGCCACCACUUCACCAUGCCCGCCGACCUAGUCGGCCUGAGCCCAAUCAUGGCCCUCGCCCGCAACGGCGACCGCGGCAACGUCAACUACGAACAACUCCCCGAGGCAAUGCGCAGCUGGGCUACAGUCCCGCUCGCCACCAACACGGUCUCCAAGACAAUCGCGCCGGUGCUGCACUUUACAGGCAAGAAGUCCUAUCGAGAGCUCUGGUGGCCGAGGAACUGGUUCUGGCCGUACCAGGAGGAGAUCUUCAAAUGGCUGCGCGAUCGCGGUGUCGUGAGAGAAGGUGAGUGGCGCGAUCCACUUGCCGGUGGAUGGACGUACAGCAAGAAGAACCGCAAAGGUUGGGUGAACUGGGAAGAUGGGUUGUGUGGGGCAUACGAGGAGCGACUAAGAGGCAAAUUCGUCGGAUAG
Cyphellophora attinorum is the source of this 1563-nucleotide messenger RNA. RefSeq lists its product as uncharacterized. NCBI's taxonomy places the organism in Eukaryota, Fungi, Ascomycota, Eurotiomycetes, Chaetothyriales, Cyphellophoraceae. The record is from RefSeq and is a predicted model, not a curated record. The coding region runs from base 1 to 1563 and encodes 520 amino acids. The transcript has a single exon.